Messenger RNA from Physcomitrium patens, 1115 nucleotides. RefSeq lists its product as uncharacterized. The record is from RefSeq and is a predicted model, not a curated record. NCBI's taxonomy places the organism in Eukaryota, Viridiplantae, Streptophyta, Bryopsida, Funariales, Funariaceae.
CGUGUUGUUGUUGGUGUUGAGAGGGUGUUUCAUUGUAAGCCUGGUCGUGGCGAUGGCGCUCUGCUGCGUGCUCGUCGCAGCCUCGCCGCCCCUGUUGCGCGCUUCCUGGAGCAGCUUAAGGCCUACCGCGUUGCGUCCCGCCCUGCCGAGUGCGGCAUGGUGUCGCAGUGCAGGAAGGUGCCCUGGUUCGAGAGUUGGCAAGGGGCACAAGGGGAUAAGGCACGGGGUGGUGGUGAGCUUCUUACCCGUGGAUCCUUGGGCGCCGAACACCGACCAGCAGAGCAUUGCGUCGUCGCUUUUCGCUGCGUCAUUGUUUCCUUACUUAGGCUUCUUGUAUCAUAUCACCAAGUCGAAGACUGCGCCUAAGCUUACGCUUUUUGGCUUCUACUUCCUGCUGGCCUUCGUCGGAGCUACAAUUCCCGCGGGCAUAUAUGGUAACCUUCAACCGAGAAUGCGCAAUCUAAUGUCGAAAUUCCUUGUGCAACAGCCAAGGUGCACUAUGGAACGUCUCUGUCCAACGUGGAUUGGCUGCACGGAGGUGCUGAGUCCUUGUUGACACUGACAAACCUCUUCAUCGUGUUCGGACUACGAAAUGCCUUGCAAAACCCUUCGAAACUUGAAGAAGACAGUAAUGCUGUUAGUCAAGAAGAAGAUGGCGUUCCCCUAUCAAAAUAAUUCUUAUUUAUUUGUACUCUUUCUGUACUACAGAGGUCGCCAAACUGAAACAAAUUUACUAUUCAUGUUGAUACUAGAGUUUUGAUCUGGACUUGGACUCAGUGUAGACUUGUAGUUCGUUGUGCAUGAGCUUGUGGUUAUUUGAGGUACACCGAAACUCCCUUUUGGAGCUCUCUUCGAAAAUUCAGUGGUCAUCAUUCGCACUUUUCUCUAUUCAGGUUUCACCUCAACAAGAUGGUCGAUUCUAGAUUCUGUACUUGUCAGGUUUGAAACCUGUGGGGUUGUUGGUUCACCAGCACCGAUCCCCCGGGUAGAUCUCCACACCACACCCCACACGUUUGAAAGCAGUGCAGACAUCGCUAAGCCAGUUGAUCAUAUUUGGUUUCAACUAUGAUCAAAUUAAUACGUAAAGAAGCUCCGAGUGAGACACACUUUUCUUA